Messenger RNA from Papaver somniferum (opium poppy), 3339 nucleotides. Its product is annotated as low-temperature-induced 65 kDa protein-like. Bases 37 to 3057 code for a protein of 1006 amino acids. The transcript is spliced from 4 exons. Gene Ontology annotation, biological process: response to stress; response to abscisic acid. The record is from RefSeq and is a predicted model, not a curated record. Lineage: Eukaryota; Viridiplantae; Streptophyta; Magnoliopsida; Ranunculales; Papaveraceae.
CAAAAAUUUUGUUCACAUUGUUGAGUCUUGUAAAACAUGAAUACUCACAGUUCUGAAGAGCCACACCAUCAAGAUGAACUUCCUGAGAAGAAAUUAUCAGUUAUAAAGAGAGUAAAAGCUAAAGUUAAAAAGAUUAAAGAUAAUAUUGGUUCUAAGAUACAUGGUCACGACCACGAACACGAUCCUGAACUUGAUCUCGAUGAUGAUGACGAAGAAGAAGAAUUUCUCGAAGCACUUGAACAAGAUGCACAAGUUCAUGCAGAACCUUUGCACCAAUCAGAUGAAGUUAAGACUGGAAGCAAGCAUCUUAAUGUAGGAACAACAGCGUCAAAAGUAGAACAUGGAGGUUUAGGGCCAACUCGGGAAUUCGAGGAAAUAGGAGUCCCCAAACCGAAGAGGAUGGAUUCCAGUGAAAAGGAAACUUCUUGCCCUGCCAGGCUGCAUUUUGGUGAAAAGGAGAAUACAGAACAGGCUGGGUCCAAAUUGGGAAUGUUGAGUGAAGCUCCUAAGACCAGUUUGGAAACUUCCACACCACUGGAGGUGGAUCCUUAUGUACCUAAGGAUAGAUCUGGAACUGACUCAUCCGGAUAUAACCAGCCAAAAGUCUCGGAUCCUACAAGCGCAGGUGCUAAGGAAGCAAGUGUAGAACGCAUAGUACAAUCAUUUGAGAAAAUGGAUUUCCUCAAGGAACCUGUACAAAAAGCUACAUUCACUGGAACAGAUUGUUCCAAGCAAUUUUAUCCGGAUGCAACAACCGAACCAACUGCUAGUUAUAAAGCAACAACUCCAGAUAAUGCAGAAUUAUUCCAUGAUCAAGGCUUCAAGGAGACUGAACCUGAUAACGUGAAUGUAGAUGAAGAAACCAGCAAAAAACCUGAGAAAAUCACUUCACCAACGGGAGACUGUGCUGGCUCUGCAGCCUCAACUAUUCCUGGUACAGCAAUUUCCGCAAAAAAAAUUGUCGCUUCAGAACUCGGGUAUAGUGGAGAUGAUAAAAGUAAUGCUCUCGUACAUGAUAUUAAGCUCAUGGAAAAUGAAUGCACAAGCAUUGGUGAUCAGACCAAGUCGUCCACUACAGCAGCGGGUGAUUACGGUCGAAAAAUUGCUAAAACAGAUGAAAUGAAUGUGGAUGAAGAACUUAAUGGAAACACUAGUUACACUGAGAAGAUCCCUCUUGGAAUGUCUCAUAUUCCUGUAUCUGAAGCAACAACUAAGAUGGACACGGCGGAUUCUGCAGAUGAUGUUGUCUCCUCAAAGCUUGGGUACAGUGGAAAUGACGAUAGCAACGUUGCCACAAAUGAUAUACUGUUGGUGGACAGUGAAAGUAUGAGCAUUAGUGAACAAAGCGAGUCACCGACUGUAACAUCGGGUGAUUAUGGACAAGAAGUUGCCCAGUCAGAUGACAUGAAUGUUGAUGACGAACCAAAUAGAAACCCUACUUACACCGAGAAGAUCAAAGCUGCUACGUCCGCUAUUGCCGGUUCUGCAGCAUCAACUAUUACCAGUACCGCAAUUUCUGCAAAAAAUAUUGUCGCCUCAAAACUUGGGUAUAGCGGAAACACUAGUAACGUUGACACACAGGAUACCAAGUUAAUCGACAAAGAAGGUACAAGUAUCGGUGAGCAGAACAACUCAUCGACUGCAACAAUGGAAAAAGAAGGUACAAGCACUGGUGAGCACACCAACUCAUCGACUGCGGCAGUUGGUGACUAUGGACAACCAAUUGCUAAACUAGAUGACAAUCCUGAUAGAAUCUCUAGUUUCACCGAGCAGAUGCCUUCUGCGAAGUCCGCUAUUGUCAUUUCUGAAGCAUCAACAAUUAUUGAUUGUGAAGUCUCAGCAAACGCUGGUGGCACCUCAAAACUUGGAUAUAGCGGAAAUGACAACAGUGAGAUUGCUGCAAGUGAUGCAGAGCGGACGGACAAAGAAGCCACAAGCAUUGGUGAGCAGAACGAGUCGUGGAGCGAAACAGUUGGUGAUUAUGCAAACCAAGUUGCCAAGCCAGAUGACAUGAAUGUGGUUGAAGAGCCAACUAGAAACUCUAGUUACACUGAGAAGCUGAAGUCUGCCACCUCUGCUAUUGCCGGUUCAGCAGCAUCAACUAUUACUAGUACAGCAAUUUCCGCAAAAAAUAUUGUCGCUUCAAAACUUGGGUAUAGUGGAAAUGACAAUGGUAAAGUUGCCGCGGAGGAUUCAACUUCGAUUGACAAGGAAGGUACAAGUAUAGCUGAGCAGACCAAGUUGUCGAAUGCAGCAGAGGGUGACUAUGGAAAACAAAUUGCUGCGACUGAAAACAUAGCCCUGGUUUCUGAGAAAGAUGCAAAAGCUGGAAUAAUUGCUGUGCCAAACAAAACUGGCACUGACACAGAUACCGGCAUGAACACGAAUUCUACGACGGAUCUAGGUACUGAAACGGGUACUGGUGGAGUAGGUUUUGCAACUGAGCAAGAUAAAAGUACAUCAGUGAAGGACUAUUUAGUGGAAAAUUUAAGUCUUGAGGAUGAAGGUAAACCAUUAUGUGAAGUGCUAUCAGGUAUUAUGCAUAAAACAAAAGAGGAAUUUCCAGAGAAAGUCGCCGAGAACAUAAAUAAAGUAACAGAAUCACCAGAAGUAGCUAAGAGAUUAGGAACUGAUGAUUAUCAAUGGGAUGAUGAUGAGGGUUAUGGAAAUAAUGGAAGUAGUACUGGUGCAGGAAGUGAGAGCCCACCUGUCAGCAAGAAUUUGGGUGAUGAAGGUUAUGGGAAUAAUGGAAGUAUUACUGGUGUAGGAACUGAGAGCACUGCGAGUAAGAAUAUGGGUGAUGAAGGUUAUGGGAAUAAUGGAAGUAUUACUGGUGUAGGAACUGAGAGCCCAACUGCGAGCAAAGGAAUGGUUGACAGGGUAAAAGGAGCAGUUAAUUACUUCUGGCAGAAAAAGGAUACUGGUGAUCAAAUUAACGCUGAUGAACAUAAAAUUUCCAAGGGAACCACCACUGAUGAGAUGAUAGUUUCAGAGGGUAGCACCGAAGAAAAGAAGGAUGAAAUCCAUAAUUUUACUACUGCAACAGUUGCACAUUAGGGGGAGAAUUCAUCAAUAUUGUGUCUGAUGAGUCAAAAAGUGACAGCCCUUGUUUUGUUUACUGGUGGACAUCAAAGGAUUGCUAAGAACCCUUUGUUUUGAAAAUAUGUGUUUGUUUUGAAACCUACUCAGUGUCAGUGAUCAUAUUAGUACAAGGUAAGGAAAUGUAAGAAUGAUACUGACACACUGUUUAUGUAGUUCGCAUACUUCUGUGUGCUAGUAGAAAUCAGUGAGAAUGUAACUUUUAUUUGUCUCUUUAAUGUGCAGUCAAGUUGUUUUAAA